Messenger RNA from Salvia miltiorrhiza (redroot sage), 540 nucleotides. RefSeq lists its product as uncharacterized. The record is from RefSeq and is a predicted model, not a curated record. The coding region runs from base 1 to 540 and encodes 179 amino acids. Gene Ontology annotation, molecular function: RNA-DNA hybrid ribonuclease activity; nucleic acid binding. The transcript has a single exon. NCBI's taxonomy places the organism in Eukaryota, Viridiplantae, Streptophyta, Magnoliopsida, Lamiales, Lamiaceae.
AUGAUAGCGCAGCGAGCUGUUUGCUCGAAACCUUUACCUGAUCACCUAUCGCUUGCCAGAAACCUUACUCUCAAGUGUUCUCGUGACUCUCAGUUCAAGAUUAAUUGUGAUGCAGCGAUUGAUGUGGGACGUGGCUUUGGCUUUGGUGUGGUGAGCACGAACAAGGAUGGGAUGUUGGUGGGUGGUCGUCAGGGUUUUAUCCCGGGGUUUUACUCGGCGGAAGAAGGCGAGGCUAGAGCGAUUCUUGAAGGCCUGAUCAUGUGCAAAGAUAAGGGACUCGAAGACAUCAUCAUCGAGACUGAUUGCCAAUCCUUAUUUUGGAGAUUACAGAACAGGAAGGAGGAUCGUUCUUCUCUUGGUGACUCUGUUGACAAGAUUAUAAGUUUGGCUGCCUCGUUUGGAUGCUGCUCCUUCAGCUGGACACCCCGUGAAGGCAACUAUAUAGCUGAUUGUUUAGCUAAAGUUUCUCUCCUUAAUCGUGUGGCUCAGUUUGUUUCUGAGGUCUCCCUUCUGUUUCUAAACUCUCUUCUUGCUGAUUAA